Messenger RNA from Cantharellus anzutake, 845 nucleotides. RefSeq lists its product as uncharacterized. The annotation marks the transcript as partial. The record is from RefSeq and is a predicted model, not a curated record. NCBI's taxonomy places the organism in Eukaryota, Fungi, Basidiomycota, Agaricomycetes, Cantharellales, Hydnaceae. The transcript has 3 exons.
GACGCAUUUGGGUACCAGGGUGGGGAUUGGAGUCUGACUAAUCUUCGCGUCCGCAUACCGGAUUCCAAUCCAAUCAUGGCAUGGAAAUGUGCCUACAAUGACGACCCACUGGCACGACUCACUAUUCUCAUCUUCUCAUUUGUUUGUAAUUCAGCUGAUUUGGAGCGCUUCUUCUCUAUCACUGGGGACACAAAGAACCCUGCACGCAAUCGACUAUCUGUUGAGAAGAUGGUGAAAAUCUCAUCUAUCAAACUAGACCUCAACCACCAACAUGCAGUCGAUGGUUCACAUAGGAAGAGAAUCCGUCGUUCAUUCAGACUUGCUCCUUCCGCUAGCGACCAUGACCCCUCUGGGGGCCAUUUGGAGCCUGAGCAUGGACAUCCCUCCUGCAUUCCUGAUGACAUAAACCAUGGCUACCAUCCUUUCCGUGCCAAUCUUCUUCAAGACCUCACCAGUGACUACAAUGCAGAACAAUCUGAAAUGAAUUUUGCACGGAGUCUACCAUCAAGAUCCCCCCAAGGUGUAAGUUUGCAGGGGAAAAGGGUACGAGAUAUUUUCAACUUGACGCGAGAUUCAAUGUGGGACCUUUACUGGAUCCAGGGUGAGCGGAACUUAGUGCUAGAAACAGAGAUGGAAGACCUCUUAACACGAGAGAGGAACUUAGACCUAGAUGGGAGCUUAGAGACGGUGGCAGGGUGGAAUGUUUGCGGUGACACGUUAAGCGCUUGUAGCUAAAUCCGUUAGUCCGUUAUAAGUCCGUUAGUUCAGACCUGACGGACCGAGACACCCAGUCCGGACCCAAUCUGACUCAGAGUCCCCAUGACCACGAGUCUGACUUGGUCUUG